Messenger RNA from Plenodomus lingam JN3, 819 nucleotides. RefSeq lists its product as uncharacterized. The record is from RefSeq and is a predicted model, not a curated record. Lineage: Eukaryota; Fungi; Ascomycota; Dothideomycetes; Pleosporales; Leptosphaeriaceae.
AUGGUUCCAGAAGUCUGUUCACUCUACCAAUUUGCCGGCGAAGGGAAUACUCCCUACCCUUUCUCCAUUCAAGACUACCAGCGCUACGUCUAUGGCGACGAUAAGCGAGCGCACCAAUUCGGCACGGACCUCGCUAAAGCCUUCAUCGCAACACGGACAAGCAAUCAGAGCUUCACACACGACAUCGCCGUUGCCGUGUUAUCCGACUCUAUUCCAACGGCCACUCAUGGCCUGCGCAGGCAUUUCGUUGCCUAUCUCAAUCGGCAUUUGAUCUCGCUUAAUGCUAGGCCAGUCCUCACCAUCGAUGUCUUCUCAGUGGGACAAGAUGCGGGUGUACUACAGGACGUGACGAAAGAAAACAGCAAGGACCUAUAUCACAUCGAUGUCACGAGGUUGGCUGGAAGGAGUCUGAUUGUCCUGGGUGACAUUCGCACAGCCCAUACCCGUGAAGACCACAUGACCCAAUCACUGCGGAACCUCAACCUCGACAACCCAAUAGUCUUUGCUUACAUUGCAGCUGUAGAGGGAUUGCAGCACACCGCAGGACUCACUUCGCUGAUGGCAUUAAUCGUCGGUCCUACCAUUAAGGACAUUGAGACAAUUGCCCAGGCCGCCAACUUCACGAUGAACCAGUCCUUUGUCCACUAUCUCCUCGGAAGAGACUAUGCAGGUUUCUGUUCCUUUGUUCGACGCCAGGACGACUUCUUUGCACGGCUUCUACUUGACUAUGCAAUUGCAGGACUGUACUACAACGACGAGGACUAUAGACAAAAUUUUGACUUUCUGCUAUGGGAAGUCGAAGCUCGAGAAAGCGUUUAA